Messenger RNA from Periophthalmus magnuspinnatus, 1209 nucleotides. Its product is annotated as transmembrane protein 237B-like. NCBI's taxonomy places the organism in Eukaryota, Metazoa, Chordata, Actinopteri, Gobiiformes, Gobiidae. Bases 64 to 1092 code for a protein of 342 amino acids. The transcript is spliced from 10 exons. Gene Ontology annotation, biological process: cilium assembly. The record is from RefSeq and is a predicted model, not a curated record. Gene Ontology annotation, cellular component: ciliary transition zone.
CGCAAAAAGAAGAAAUUGAGAAAGCAGUUCACAGUUGAUGCUACAGAUGAUGGGGAGGUUGAGAUGCGAAGCUUAUCCAGUUCGAGGCUCUCCGAUCGUGGGGAGCAGCUUCCCUCAGACUCCCUGACUGACCCGUCCCCACAGAAGAGGAGGAGGAAGAAGAAGGCAGCUACUAUUGACCUAGAAGAUGACAAAGCUGACCUGGUGAACACAGAAGCUCUGGAGCAGAACACUGAAGCAGAGGAGGUCGUCAGAAAAACAAAGAAAAAGAAGAAGGCCAGACCUGCGGAGGUGCCCCUGCCCGACGAGCUGGCUGUGGAGGAGGAUGACAUCACCACAGAUGGUCCACCUGCCGCUCCCCACUCCCUGUUCACAGCCCCCCAGGCCCAGAGCCAGCCUGUGGCCAAGGUCUUUGUCGAGAGGAACAGACGGUUCCAGGCAUCGGAGCGGGCCCCUGGGAGCCGCUGCAGUGAGAAGCUAGACCACAUGGACCUGCACCCUCUGGGUGUGUGGAGCACCAGAGAUGUGUCUGUGAAGCUACACCAGGGCUUCAGGACACUGGGCCUGUUCUCUCAGGGUUUCCUGGCGGGCUUUGCUGUGUGGCACAUAGUGGUGGUGUAUGUGUUAGCCGGACCACACCUGACUGCUUUGUCAAACCUAUUGCAGCAGUACCACGGCCUGGCCUACCCCUGCCAGUGUCUGCUUUACCUGCUGCUGGUCCUCAGCACUGUGGGCGCCUUCGACCGAAUGAAUCUGGCCAAAGGCUCCCUGGCCCUGAGACAGCUGAUGACCCUGGAGCCUGUGGCACUGGUCUCUUUCUUGUACUUCUGUGCUUUGAUCCUGUCUCUGAGCCAGCAGAUGACUAGUGACCGCAUCAACCUGUAUCCAUCGUUCAAUUCCUCUCUGUGGCCAACAGGUGUGGAGCAGCAGACCCUACACCCCUGGGUCACAGUCAACCUGGUGGUGGCGCUGUUGGUGGGUCUGUCAUGGGUCUUCAUCAGCACACAGCCCGAUACAGACUACACUGAGGCGUUCUUGAUGUCCAUGAGGAUAGAAGCGCCCAAAGAGGAAAAUUCGGAGAUGACUGCCUGAAUUUGCACAGUUUAUUAAUAUGUUGUUGUACUUUUGUUUUUAUUGUUUAUAGUCUAUAUGUUUUUUACUGUCUUUGAAUGUAAGUGUCUGAUCCCACCUUAUGACAGAAUAAAACAG